Messenger RNA from Varanus komodoensis (Komodo dragon), 2616 nucleotides. It is a transcript of the gene GPC3, whose product is annotated as glypican 3. Gene Ontology annotation, biological process: positive regulation of canonical Wnt signaling pathway; regulation of protein localization to membrane; cell migration. Lineage: Eukaryota; Metazoa; Chordata; Lepidosauria; Squamata; Varanidae. Bases 1 to 1812 code for a protein of 603 amino acids. The record is from RefSeq and is a predicted model, not a curated record. The transcript has 9 exons. Gene Ontology annotation, cellular component: cell surface; extracellular region; plasma membrane.
AUGAUGGUCUACGUGCACCGAGAUAACUGCAAAGUGCUCCUUCUGCAGGGGCAGCAGCAUGGGAAACAGCAGCUCUGCGUCAUGAUGAGAAUGAAGAUGUUCGCAAGGGGCAGCUCAUCAAGUUGCGCGCUGCUCGCCGCCGCGCUGCUGAGCGUGCGGGCGGAGCCCACCUGCCAGCGCGCCCGCGCCGCCUUCCAGGCGCUGCAGCCCGGCGCCAAGGGGGUGCCCGAGGCUCCCGGGCCAGGGUCGGAUUUGCAGGUGUGCAUCCCCAAAGGCCCGACUUGCUGCUCCAGGAAGAUGGAGGAGAAGUACCACGCCAUGGCCAGGUCCGACAUGGAGCGGCUGCUGCAGUCCGCCAGCGCGGAGCUGAAGUUCCUCAUCAUGCAGAAUGCGGCUAUCUUCCAAGAAGCCUUUGAAAUUGUAGUGCGGCACGCGAGAAACUACACCAACGCCAUGUUCAGGAACUACUAUCGUGAGGUAGCGGGCCAAGUGUCCUCCUUGGUGGGGGAGUUUUUUACCGACAUCUCCCUGUACAUCCUGGGCUCGGACGUCAGCGUCAAUGCCAUGAUCAACGGCUUCUUCGACAGCCUCUUCCCUCUGGUCUAUGCGCAGCUGGCCCAGCCAGGCGCCCCCAGCCCUUCAGCGGAAGCGACCGAGUGCCUCCGCCUCGCCCGGCAGGACUUGAAGGUGUUCGGCGGCUUCCCCAAGGCCAUGAUGACGCAGGUGUCCCGGUCGUUGCAGGUCACCCGCGUCUUCCUCCAGGCGCUCAACCUCGGCAUCGAGGUGGUCAACACCACCGACCACCUGCGGUUCAGCAAGGACUGCGGGCGGGCGCUGCUGCGCAUGUGGUUCUGCCCCCACUGCCAGGACCUGCCGGCGGCCAGGCCGUGCGCCGGCCUUUGCGGCUCGGUGCUGCGAGGCUGCCUGGCCGGCGUGGCGGAGAUCGACGGCCACUGGCGCGAGUACCUGCGUGCUCUGGAGGGGCUGACGAGGGCCAUGCGGGGCGCCUACGACAUGGAGCACGUGCUGCUCAGCCUCUUCUCCCUGAUUCGGGACGCCGUCGCGCACAUGCAGCGGAACGCGGGGAAGGUGGCCGCCACUAUUAGCAAAUUAUGUGGCCCUUCCCAGCAGAGGCAGUAUCGGUCGGCUUCGUAUCCCGAAGAACUUUUCGUCGACAAAAGGAUGGUGAGGGUUGCCCAUGUGGAGCACGAGGAAACUUUGGCUAGCAGGAGGAGGGAACUCAUCGCCAAACUGAGGGCCCACAGUGGCUUCUACAGCAGCUUGCCAGAGCAUAUCUGCAGUCACACUUCCGCUGUGCAAAACAACACCCUUUGUUGGAAUGGCCAAGAAGUUGUGGAAAGGUACAGCCGCCAGGCCGCGAGAAAUGGUGGGAGAGCCCACGCGGGGACCCACGAGGCCAAGGGGAAGGGCCCCGAGCCCGUGAUCAGCCAGAUUAUCGACAAGCUGAAGCACAUCAAUCAGCUUCUGAAGGGAAUGUCCAUCCCUCGCCGGAAAAGUCUGGACAAGACGGAGGAUGAGGAGGAUGCAGAGAGCGGGGACUGUGAUGACGAGGAUGACUGCGAUGGCAAUGCAGUUUCUGGAAAUGGCGAAUUAAAAGUGAAGAACCAGCUGCGGUUCUUAGCAGAGCUGGCCUACGACCUGGGCACUGAGGACGCACCUUCCAACAAGCAGCUCUUGAAUCAAGAAAGCAAAGAGGUGUCGGCGAUUCACAACCUUGGCCCGGGGGACGUGAUGCCGGACCUCCCUGUCUUGGCCGUCAUCCUAGCCGUGUGGCUCCUCCCACUGGCUUAAGCACCGGAAGCCCUCCUGCCUCCGAGACAGCCAGCUUUGUGAAGAUUCCCUGCAAACUCCGUCCUUCCGAGUCAUCUGGAGAGAGUGACUCUAAACAAGUUACCUUUCUAAAAAUACAUUAAGAGGAAUGACCGGAGAGGGACCCAUUUCAGACUUAGCAACCUGGAUAUUGCUUGGAAGUCUUCUUGUUGAUUUGUAAAUGGGUAAAAACUGACCCAUGCAGCAUCCCCUAAGAAGUUUCUCAUUAACUCUUAAAAAACUAAUCGCAUUUUUUUCUUGCAUUAAUUGGAAUGGGCAAAAAAUCAUGUAAAUUGGAUUCAACAUCUUCCACUCGUCUUUGUAAGUUGCCAGUCCCCUAAUCAUUCUUGGAGAUGCUUCCUAUUUCCCUGGAAAGUCUCCUGAGUUCCACAGUGGGUAGUUACCCCAGUGAGAAAAGCUUUUCCUCCAAGGGCUGAAUACUGGCCCAGUAUUAAGAGUAUCGGUAAGAAAUUGGUCAUUGAGGUUGGCACAUGGAUUGCUAUUACAUGGAUUUCAUGCUAGGUUGUAGUUAUUUAUGAACCAUGUAUAAAUUAGUUGGAGAAAUGUGUGGUUCUCUUAUAAGGCUGCUGAGAGAGGCUCUGAACUUCACAGAUGCCCUUGUUUUCUGGAGCGGGAUGGUCCAGCACUGCUUGUUGCCAAAGUGAGUGAUGGCUGAAAGGUGAGCCACCCUGGAGAACCCUAAUGCUGUAAGGACAUGUUCCAAAUCCUUUCCAGAAAAUAAGGGACAGCAAGCAUGUUCCUUUUAAUAAAUUUUUUAAAAAAUGG